Messenger RNA from Dermatophagoides pteronyssinus (European house dust mite), 1081 nucleotides. RefSeq names its product mediator complex subunit 6 (gene MED6). Gene Ontology annotation, cellular component: mediator complex. Gene Ontology annotation, biological process: regulation of transcription by RNA polymerase II. Gene Ontology annotation, molecular function: transcription coregulator activity. Lineage: Eukaryota; Metazoa; Arthropoda; Arachnida; Sarcoptiformes; Pyroglyphidae. The record is from RefSeq and is a predicted model, not a curated record.
AAAAAAAUCGAGUGUCAAAAAUCAGCUGACUUCAUUCUGAAAUAUUGAUUUAACAAUAAAAAAUUUUUUUUCGAAAAAAUAAAAUAUUUUUAUUCUAAAAAAAAUGAAUGAUAAAGAUAAUCCACUUCAUAUAACAUGGUGUAAUCGUAUAAGAUUUCCACCAUUAAAUCAACAUAAUGUUCUUACAUAUUUUGCGGAUAAAAGUAAUCCAUUUUAUGAUCAUACAUGUAAUAAUGAACAUCUUAAGAUGAGAAAUCUACAUCCACGUGAAUUGGAAAAAAUGAAAGGAAUCGAAUAUAUUUUAUUACAUAGUAAAGAACCGAUAUUAUUUGUUAUAAGAAAACAGCAACGACAUUCACCAACAUAUGUUGUACCAUUAGCUAAUUAUUAUAUAAUUGCCGGUGUUAUUUAUCAGGCACCGGAUUUAAAAUCAAUUGUUGAAUCAAAAUUAUUGACAACGAUGUAUUCAUUACAAUCAGCAUUUGAAGAAUGUUUUAAUUAUGCACGUUUUCAUCCAUCCACCGAUUAUACAUGGACAUUUGAUCGUGAUAAUUCUAAUGAUAUGAUCAAUUUUAAAGAAAAUGGACAAUCCAAUGAUAAUAAUAAUGAGAAUGGUAAAGAUUCGAGCAUUAAUAAUAAUAAUAAUAGCAAAAACACUAACAGUAAAGAGACAUUCAUAAUUGAUGGUAGUAAUCAGAUGAGAUUACGUUAUCGUGAAAGUGUUGAUGGAUUACUAUGGCAUUUGUUGCAAAAAUUUCCACUAAAUCCUCAACAAGGUGGUGGUGGUGAACAAAAACAAUUAGCUAUUCAAUCCUCAAAUAAUACUACUUCACAACAGACAAAUACAUCGAAUGCGAAUGAUUCACAAACAAGUUCAUCAACUACAAAACAAUCGACGACAUCAUCAAAUGGAUCGACAAUUAAAAUGGAAGAUGAACACGAUAAUCAAGGUUUCAAUGAACAGCAGCAACGAAUAAAAGCGGGACAAAAAUCUGCACCAAUCGGAUCAUCAUCAUCAACGAUGAUGAUGAAAAAACCAAAAUUAAAUUAAUAUUCAUUUUUUUAAAAUUAAUCUGAAUUA